ACAAACGAAUGCUUCAGGUACAUUUCUUCGUGGAAGUCACUGUAUUCUCUAUUUUCCUCUGUUUUACACUAGAAUAUAGGCCUAUAUUUCGGAUACAACGUCUACAACAGCUCCCUUUAAAUUUUUAUGGGUUCCACAAUGUAACCCAUCGUGAAAAUCCAUGCCAUUCCGCUAUCCCGGGGGACAGCAACGAUAUACAUCCCGCGUUCUGUAACUCCCUACUCUCAUGGGGAACUUUACAGAACGCAUUUGGAAAUGAUCGACCUAGAGUGAGUACAAUUCCUUUAUUUCUGUGCCUGUCCUAUUACAUGCCCAACAAAGGGUUUUACAUCCGUCUGCCUGCUAUGCAGUUGUUGACCGGUUUUUGUUUUUAACUAAGUUUCCCCCUCAUCAGGACUCUCCCAGACCAUUUCAACACGACCCUGGUGGAAAAUCAGCAGAGCCGAGUUUGAAGAAGAUGAAUGGUUUGUUAUUAUCUACUCAGCCACAUUUGAAUCAGGUACAUUUUAAUGAGGUAUUAUCCCUAGGGUAGCAAUAAGGGCAUAACAUCCAAAGUGACAUACUCAGUUGUAAGUAGCCGAUGAUUAAGCUGUAACAUAUGUUCCAACCCACUGUGUCAUCAAAUGUGUACUGUUACUGUACACUACUAUAUGUUAACUAAUGGUCCUUCACAGGACAACAAGGGCAAUGUGGGCCCUUGGCUUUCUGUGCUGAAGAGGGUCCUGUUCGUUCUGUGGCCUCAGCAGCAGGCCCCUGGGGACAGUCCCUCUAUGCCUCCAUAAGCCACCUGGCUAACAUCAUGCAGCAUAGAGCCCGGAGCCGCAGGAGGAGCCUCACCAGAUACAUCACUGGUCACACUCUGCCUCAGGUAAGCAUGCACGCAGCACAAAUACAUACAAAGCCCCAGGGGUUGCGGUAAAAAAUCCUAAUGGAAAAUAAUGAAGCCAUUUUCCAUACAUGGUUUCGUGAAACAGAAAAAAAGCAUGUAGCGUCUACUUUUGUAUUUUCUUUCAGGUUCAGAGUGCUGCACAGCCAUCAGCGUUUGGACUCAAAUUUCACAAAUGUGCCCAGGUAAGUAAUGUUGACUGUGUAGAGGACGGGCUUGCUUUGCUUAUUGCUUGUUACCGUUCAGGUAGACCGGAUAUCUGGUAGUCUAUAUGUGUGCCCAUGUGGCAUUUGUAGUCAAAAUGUGGAAGGCUUCACAGCUAUCAUAUCAUGUCCUCAACGCUAUAUAUAUUUUAAUCUCGCUCUCUCAUGUCCUCAUAUUUCGCAUUGCACUAUUAUCUAUAUGAUCCUUUGGGACACAGGUGGAGGUGGGGACUGAGUUCCCCCAUCUGACAUUCUUCCUGCUCAUCCACAACAUCGGGCCUCCGGGGGGCACCAACCUGUCCCAGCUGGCCAUCAGGGACUCCGUAUCUGGGAUAGCACCCCUUCAGAGUGUGGGGAUGGUGGUUGAGAAAGGCUUCCAGACCUUCACCAUUGACUCACUUCCAGGUAAAAGUCAUGAGAAAUCUGUCUCUCCUCAGUCUGUCUGUCUGUCUGUCACCCAGGUCGUGUUAGGUAGCCAUAAAAAGGAAGAAGAAUACAUUUGUAUUGUACAUUUGAUUGAAUGGUAGGUACUACCUAAACCUGUCUAAUAACAGAUUAUGAAUGGUUAGGUACUACCUGUCUAAUAACAGAUUAUGAAUGGUUAGGUACUACCUUAACCUGUCUAUUAACAGAUUAUGAAUGGUUAGGUAUUACCUGAACCUGUCUAAUAACAGUGUAAUGAAUACUCGGACAGAGUGGUAAGAUCCAAUCGCAGAAUCGCGAUGCUUUAUUAGAGUACAGACAAGGGAAUAGCUUAAUCGUGGUCGGGCGGGCUGUGGUCAAAACCGGGCCAGGCAUAGACAGGCAGAGGUACCAAGGGAGCGGGCGUAGUCGUAGUCGAGGGCACAGGCACAGGGUCAGAGUACGGUAAUCACUGAGAUAGACAAGCAGAGGGUUAAGCAAUACGGGGAGUCAAACAACAAGGCACUGGUCGGAUACACGGGUAAUCAAAAAACAACAAACUCUCUCUCUCUCUCGGAACAAAACGCUUAGCAAGUCACAAUGGAACAAUACCUCGCACCGACUGAACUUCUGAGCACACCUUAAAUCCUACACUAAUUACUGACAGGUGUGCUCAGAACUCAGGUGAACCAGAUCGAGUCUGAUGACUCCCCCUCUCUGUAGAUCGGGGAAGUGUCAGACUCUGACUAGACCCAGCCAACCCCCGAUCCCUUACAGUAUCCCCCUCCCCAGGGCCGGCUCCUGACGGCCUUCUACCUCUACCGGGUGGUCUUCCUCUGGGUCGGGGUCCGGGAUGAUCUGGGUGUUCAGCGUGGAAAGUGGCCUUGAGAGCGGGGUCUAGUAUGUCCUUAGCAGGGACCCAGGACCGUUCCUCCGGUCCAUAUCCCUCCCAGUCCACGAGAUAUUCGAUGCCCCCUCGUCUCCGUCUUGACUCCAGUAUCUCGUGGACUGUAUAGGUGGUGUCCUGUUCAUCCUCCAAAGGUGGUGUAGUAGGUUGUUGAGCGAUUGGUGGGUACAUCGGGCUAUAAUGGACAGGUUUCAACAGGGAGACGUGGAACGUAGGGUUUAUCCUGUAGUGUCGAGGGAGUAACAGACGGUAGGUGACAGGGUUAAUACGUCUCUGUAUCUUGAAGGGACCAAUGUACCUGGGUUGGAGCUUCUUGCAGCUCCGUCCGAACCGCAGGUCUCGGGUAGACAGCCACACUCGCUGCCCGGGUUGAUAAGUGGGAGUAGGUCUCCGGCGUCGGUUGGCGUAGGUCUUUUGCUGUUGUGAGGCUUGACUGAGAUGUUGAUGGGCCGUCUCCCAGACCUGCGCACUCCGACGGAACCACUCGUCCACCGCUGGUACCAUCCCGGGUGCGGUAUCCCACGGGAACAGGGGUGGUUGAUACCCUAGAACACACUGAAAGGGCGUUAGACGUAGGGAGGUGUGAAUGAGAGAGUUCUGAGCAUACUCUACCCAAGGAAGGAAUAGGCUCCACUCUUGCGGCUGCCGCGAACAUUGUUGCCGUAGAUACUUCCCAAUUUCCUGGUUGAGCCGUUCUGUCUGCCCAUUGGCCUGGGGAUGAUAUCCGGAGGUUAGGCUAACCGAGAUGCCCAAGCGUUCGCAGAAGGCCUUCCAGAACCGGAAUACAAACUGGGGUCCCCGGUCGGAAACAAUAUCCUCCGGGACACCAAACUGCCGGAACACCUGGGUAAACAUAGUCUCAGCCAUCUGAGUGGCGUUAGGCAAACGGUUCAUGGGUACCAACCGGCACAUCUUGGAGAAACGAUCGAUGACCACGAGAAUUACAGUAUGGCCGUCUGAUUCUGGUAGGUCGGUAACAAAGUCCAUUGCAAUGUGCGACCAGGGUCGUUGAGGAGUUGGCAAUGGCAUCAGCUUACCCUCCGGUAGUGCACGAGGUACCUUGGACUGAGCACAUACUGGACAGGAUAAGACAGUCUCUGACAUCAUCUGUGAGGGAAUCCCACCAGUAUUUUCGGCUGAUGAGUCGUGUAGUUCGAGUGAUUCCGGGAUGACCAGAUCCCAGCGACGUGUGGCACCAUUCCAUCAGUUGAGGUCGAAGCGGAGCUGGUACAAACACCUUCGACACCGGGGUUUCUGGAGGAGCUGGUUCCGCUUGUAAGCUCUCCUGAAUCGUGUCAUCGAUAGCCCACCUCACAGGACCAGCACGGCAACUCAUGGGGAGGAUAGGUUCUGGUUCCACCGGUCUUUCAGCGCGCUUGAACCGUCGGGAAAGCGCGUCCGCCUUACAAUUCUUGGACCCGGGAAUAUAAGAGACAGUGAAUUGGAAACGGGUGAAGAAUAAAGACCACCUUGCCUGUCGGGAGUUCAGUCGCUUAGCACUGUGAAGAUACUCCAGAUUGCGGUGGUCCGUGAGCACUUGGAACGGAUGAGCUGCUCCCUCCAGCCAAUGUCUCCACUCCUCCAGUGCUAACUUCACCGCCAGUAAUUCCCGAUUUCCCACGUCGUAGUUCUGCUCGGCCGGAUUCAGCUUCUUAGAAAAAAAGGCACAGGGUCGUGAUUUGGGCGGCUCACCUUGGCGCUGGGAUAGCACGGCUCCAACUCCAACCUCCGAGGCGUCCACCUCCACGAUGAACGGCAAGGUAGGAUCCGGCUGACAUAAAAUGGGAGCGGUGGUAAAUCGUUGUUUCAAUGUCUCAAAAGCCCGCACUGCCCCCUCCGUCCAUUUCAGACCACGACCCUUGUAGCUGGUCAUCGCCGACAGGGGAGCUGCGGUUGUGCUGAAAUUACGCACGAACCGUCUAUAGUAAUUGGCAAACCCUAAGAAUCUCUGGAGCUCUUUCACCGUCUGUGGUUGAGGCCAGUCUCGUACAGCUUGCACCUUGGAUUCAUCCAGUUUUACCCCGUCGGGAGUGAGUAUGGCCCCAAGGAAGGAAAUCGUCGUGACAUGGAAUUCACUCUUUUCGGCCUUCACGAACAGAGAGUGUUGUCGGAUUCGGUCCAGAACCUGUCGUACAUGGGACACAUGUUCACUCAGAGAGUUAGAGUAGAUUAGGAUGUCAUCAAUGUACACUAUGACAAAGCGAUCAAUCAAGUCCCUGAAAAUGUCAUUCAUGAACGCCUGGAACACAGAGGGCGCGUUAGUAAGUCCAUAGGGCAUGACACAAUAUUCAUAAUGUCCUCGAUGGGUGAUGGUGGUCUUCCAUUCAUCCCCUUCUCUAAUGCGCACCAGAUUGUACGCACUCCUGAGGUCCAGUUUACUGUAGAUGGAGGCCUGCCCCACCUGCUCGAGGGCUGCUGGAAUCAAAGGAAGGGGGUAACGAUUUUUAAUGGUUAUAUCGUUCAAACCUCGAUAGUCUAUACAAGGACGCAGUCCGCCAUCCUUUUUCUUAACAAAAAAAAAACUGGAUGCGGCGGGAGACGUAGAUGGGCGAAUGGCCCCUUGCUGUAGUGCCUCAUCAAUAUACUUGCUCAUUGAUUCUCGUUCCGGCUGUGACAAAGGGUAGAUUUGUCCGCGAGGAGGUGUCGCCCCGGAUAGCAGAUCAAUUGCACAAUCCCAGGCCCGAUGCGGUGGUAACACGGUAGCCCUCUCCUUGGAGAACACCUGCGCGUAAUCCUGGUACUCUGUAGGAACAACAGUAGACACCGCACCCUUCGCAUCCUCCACAGUAGACGUUUUGCAAGGUAAAAUGAGGCACUCUGCCCUACAUACCUCACUCCAAGCCGUGAUAUCGCCAGAUUUCCAGGAGAUGACCGGAUCAUGGGUAACGAGCCAGGGGUGGCCGAGGACUAGCGGCUCCCGUGGAGCGGAGAUGACGAACAGAAUGAUGUUCUCAUGGUGCAGGGAGCCCACUUGUAAUUUGAUUUCCUCGGUACGGUGCGUAAUGAACCCAGUGCCCAUGGGCUCACCGUCUAGCGCGUUGACUCGCAGGGGAGGUUGAAUUGGGAUAAGUUGAACUCCCAACUCCUCAGCAAGACCCAUAUCCAGAAAGCUGGCAGCCGCUCCGGAAUCAAUAAGUCCUUCCAACCUGCGCACUUUCUCUCCGACAGAUAAGGUAACUGGCACAUACAUUUGUUUAGAUGUAAUGUUCAAAACUGGAGUCUCACUCACCGGUUUGGCAGUUCCGAGGCGAUAUCCUGGGGUACGGUUUGGUCGUACCGGACAUUGACGAACGAAAUGACCCAACUGACUACAAUACAGGCAUAGUCCGUCUUGCCGACGUUGUUGUCUCACCGACCCUUGUAGAGGUGACCGUCCCAGUUGCAUAGGUUCCUCCUCAGAUUCUCUCCUCCGCUCUGUCGAUUGCUGAGGACCAGUGAUCGAGGGCUCCCGGACUGUGGAUACCUUGUGUUGCACUAUAAGAUUAUCAAUAGAGAUGGCUAUUUUGAUAAAUUCAUGUAGCGCAGUGAUAUCUCCUCGACAAGCCAACUCAGUCUGUACGUCUUUGCGCAGCCCUCUUCGGAAAACGGUGAGCAAAGCCGUCUCGCUCCAUCCGCUACCGGCUGCUAUAGUACGGAACUCUAAAGCGUAGUCGGCUACGGUGCGACGGCCCUGCUGAAGUUCGCAUAGUUGGUCUCCCACACUACGCCCAGAUACUGGGUGGUCGAACACCUCCUGGAACAGUCUCUUGAACUGAACUUCCGCAUUCAACUCGGGAACCUCAGCUGCCCAAAGCGCAGUAGCCCAAUCCAGUGCUCUUCCCGUUAGUAGAGAAAUCAUGAAAUCCACCCUGCUACGGUCAUCGGGAAACAUAGUACGAUUAUACGACAUAUACAGGGACGUCUGAAGUAGAAACCCCUGACAUUUGCCAGGUUCCCCGUUGUACCUAGUCGGUAGAGAAAUCGGAGGUGUAGGACGAGGACUGACCGUGCUCGGGGUGGUGCCUUCAGCUGCACCAGCGUUGAGUAGCUGUAGGAGUUCAUCCAUGCGUUUCUCCUGUAUCUCCCAUCGCCUCUGUAAUUCCGCUGGAUCCAUGGUAAUGGCGAGGUAUUCUGUAAUGAAUACUCGGACAGAGUGGUAAGAUCCAAUCGCAGAAUCGCGAUGCUUUAUUAGAGUACAGACAAGGGAAUAGCUUAAUCGUGGUCGGGCGGGCUGUGGUCAAAACCGGGCCAGGCAUAGACAGGCAGAGGUACCAAGGGAGCGGGCGUAGUCGUAGUCGAGGGCACAGGCACAGGGUCAGAGUACGGUAAUCACUGAGAUAGACAAGCAGAGGGUUAAGCGAUACGGGGAGUCAAACAACAAGGCACUGGUCGGAUACACGGGUAAUCAAAAAAAAAAAAACUCUCUCUCUCUCUCUGUCACGAUCGUCAGGAACAGAUGAGGACCAAGGCGCAGCGUUGCAGGCAAACAUACUCUUUAUUUAGCGUCAAAUGACCAAAACAACAAAACGAUAUUGUGACAGUUCACGGUCUAACACAAACCGACUGGAAACAAAAUCCCACAAACACGAAUGAAAAACAGACUGUUUAAAUAUGGCUCCCAAUCAGAGACAACCCGCAACACCUGACACUCGUUGCCUCUGACUGGGAGCCACUCUGGCCAACAUAGAAAUAGCACCCAUAGAAACAAAACACAUUGAUCUACACACCCUGGCUCAACAUAACAGUGUCCCCAGAGCCAGGGCGUGACAGUACCCCCCCCUAAAGGCGCGGACUCCAACCGCGUCAACCAAAUACCACAGGGGAGGGACCGGGUGGGCACUCCGCCUAGGCGGCGGAUCCGGCUCCGGGCCUGAUCCCCGCUCCCUCUCCAACCCCCCAAAGUACCCCUGGUCCGGUCUGGCCGGAGCUGGACUGCACACUGGUGGAGCGGAUUGCUCUAGCUCCGGCGUGAAGCAGCUGACCCGUGCUGAACCAGGCACCAGUGGAACAGGCACGGGCUGUGCCGGACUGACGACGCACACCACUGGCUUGGUGUGGGGAGCAGGAACGGCCCGAGCCGGGCUGACGAAACGCACCCCUGACUUGGUGCGGGGAGCAGGAGCGGGCCGAACCGGGCUGACGAAACGCACCACUGACUUGGUGCGGGGAGCAGGAACGGGCCGAGCCGGGCUGACGAAGCGCACCACUGACGUGGUGCGGGGAGCAGGAACGGGCCGAGCCUGGCUGACGAAGCGCACCACUGACUUGGUGCGGGGAGCAGGAGCGGGCCGAACCGGGCUGACGAAACGCACCACUGACUUGGUGCGGGGAGCAGGAACGGGCCGAGCCGGGCUGACGAAGCGCCCCACUGACUUGGUGCGGGGAGCAGGAACAGGCCGGACCGGACUGGCGACGCACACCACUGGCUUGGUGUGGGGAGCAGGAGCGGGCCGGACCGGGCUGGCGACGCACACCACUGGCUUGGUGUGGGGAACAGGCACGGGCCGUGCCGGACUGACGACGCACACCACUGGCUUGGCGUGGGGAACGGGCACGGGCCGUGCCGGACUGACGACGCACACCACUGGCUUGGUGUGGGGAGCAGGAGUGGGCCGGACCGGGCUGGCGACGCUCACCAUAGGGUCGGUGCGGGGAGCAGGAACAGGCCGGACCGGGCUGGCGACGCGCACCACAGGCUCGAUGCGAGGAACAGGAACAGGCCGGACCGUACUGGGGACACACAUCACUGGCCCUAUGCAGGGAUCAGGAACGGGCCGGACCGGACUGGUAACACACACCAGUACCUCUCGCCGUGCCUCCACACUUUCCCUCUCCUCUGUGACCAGUGGCCCCCUCAACCUGGCGGCCUCCCUUGCACACCCGCUGGACCGCUCCAUCGCGGCCUCCUGCUGCCCCGUCGUCCCCGGCGUGAGCCCCCCCCUAAAGAAUUUCUGGGGGUCUCUCCUCCCCGUGGGCCAGGCCUCUAUAGUUCUCGCCCAACUCUCGCUCUUCUGCCUCCAACUCCAGCCAUUCUGCUCUUCAUUAGGCUUGACCCAGUCGAGACUCUUCCUCCACUGUUCCCAAGUCCACCCUCUCUGCUCUUCACUCGGCUUGACCCAGUCGAGGCUGCCACGGAGAUCUGCUAGGGAUUUCCCUGGCGAUGGCUCCUCGACUCGCUGCUUGGUCCAGUUCUGGUGGGAUUUUCUGUCACGAUCGUCAGGAACAGAUGAGGACCAAGGCGCAGCGUUGCAGGCAAACAUACUCUUUAUUUAGCGUCAAAUGACCAAAACAACAAAACGAUAUCGUGACAGUUCACGGUCUAACACAAACCGACUGGAAACAAAAUCCCACAAACACGAAUGAAAAACAGACUGUUUAAAUAUGGCUCCCAAUCAGAGACAACCCGCAACACCUGACACUCGUUGCCUCUGAUUGGGAGCCACUCUGGCCAACAUAGAAAUAGCACCCAUAGAAACAAAACACAUUGAUCUACACACCCUGGCUCAACAUAACAGUGUCCCCAGAGCCAGGGCGUGACACUCUCUCGGAACAAAACGCUUAGCAAGUCACAAUGGAACAAUACCUCGCACCGACUGAACUUCUGAGCACACCUUAAAUCCUACACUAAUUACUGACAGGUGUGCUCAGAACUCAGGUGAACCAGAUCAAGUCUGAUGACUCCCCCUCUCUGUAGAUCGGGGAAGUGUCAGACUCUGACUAGACCCAGCCAAGACCCGAUCCCUUACAAACAGAUUAUGAAUGGUUAGGUACUACCUGUCUAAUAACAGAUUAUGAAUGGUUAGAUACUACCUGAACCUGUCUAAUAACAGAUUAUGAAUGGUUAGGUACUACCUUAACCUGUCUAAUAACAGAUUAUGAAUGGUAAGGUACUGCCUGAACCUGUCUAAUAAAAGAUUAUGAAUGGUUAGGUAUUACCUGAACCUGUCUAAUAACAUAUUAUGUAUGGUUAGGUACUACCUUAACCUGUCUAAUAACAGAUUAUGAAUGGUUAGGUACUACCUGAACCUGUCUAAUAACAGAUUAUGAUUGGUUAGGUACUACCUGAACCUGUCUAAUAACAGAUUAUGAAUGGUUAGGUACUACCUGAACCUGUCUAAUAACAGAUUAUGAUUGGUUAGGUAUUACCUGAACCUGUCUAAUAACAGAUUAUGUAUGGUUAGGUACUACCUUAACCUGUCUAAUAACAGAUUAUGAAUGGUUAGGUACUACCUUAACCUGUCUAAUAACAGAUUAUGAUUGGUUAGGUACUACCUGAACCUGUCUAAUAACAGAUUAUGAAUGGUUAGGUACUACCCGAACCUGUCUAAUAACAGAUUAUGAUUGGUUAGGUACUACCUGAACCUGUCUAAUAACAGAUUAUGAAUGGUUAGGUACUACCUGAACCUGUCUAAUAACAGAUUAUGAUUGGUUAGGUACUACCUGAACCUGUCUAAUAACAGAUUAUGAAUGGUUAGGUACUACUUGAACCUGUCUAAUAAUAAUAAUAAUAAUAAUAAUAAUAUGCCAUUUAGCUGACGCUUUUAUCCAAAGCGACUUACAGUCAUGCGUGCAUACAUUUUUGUAUAUGGGUGGUCCCGGGGAUCGAACCCACUACCUUGGCGUUACAAGCGCCGUGCUCUACCAGCUGAGCUACAGAUAACAGAUUAUGAAUGGUUAGGUACUACCUGAACCUGUCUAAUAACAGAUUAUGAAUGGUUAGGUACUACCUGUCUAAUAACAGAUUAUGAAUGGUUAGGUACUACCUGAACCUGUCUAAUAACAGAUUAUGAAUGGUUAGGUACUACCUGAACCUGUCUAAUAACAGAUUAUGAAUGGUUAGGUACUACCUGAACCUGUCUAAUAACAGAUUAUGAAUGGUUAGGUAUUACCUGAACCUGUCUAAUAACAGAUUAUGAUUGGUUAGGUACUACCUGAACCUGUCUAAUAACAGAUUAUGAUUGGUUAGGUACUACCUGAACCUGUCUAAUAACAGAUUAUGAAUGGUUAGGUAUUACCUGAACCUGUCUAAUAACAGAUUAUGAAUGGUUAGGUACUACCUGAACCUGUCUAAUAACAGAUUAUGAAUGGUUAGGUACUACCUGAACCUGUCUAAUAACAGAUUAUGAAUGGUUAGGUACUACCUGAACCUGUCUAAUAACAGAUUAUGAAUGGUUAGGUACUACCUGAACCUGUCUAAUAACAGAUUAUGAAUGGUUAGGUACUACCUGAACCUGUCUAAUAACAGAUUAUGAAUGGUUAGGUACUACCUGAACCUGUCUAAUAACAAGUUAUGUUCAUUUUUGUUUUCAGUUUCAAAAGGUUCUGCUAGUGUGUCCCGCUGAACAGGACCUCAGGCUCCACCUGAACUAUCAAUCAUAACCAUUGUGAGAAUGAUUUUGAUAUGGAUUCUUACAUUGUUUUGGUUGUGUUCCUACAGCUGGGUCUCAGUAUGUUGUGACGUAUACUGCCCUCAUCAAGGGUCACAAGAGUGAAAUUCUGGACCUGCCAGCCUUCCUAACAUUCUCCAAUGCUUCACUGGUACUGUACUCUCACUACUUUUUUCAUAUUUAACUUGCUUUUUUUGUUUCUCGCCAUCAGAAACACUUUACAUUACUAUACAUAGGCAUCAGAUGAGGCUGGUGGGAGGAGCUAUAGGAGGACAGGCUCAUUGUAAUGGCUGGAAUGGAAUAAAUGGAACAGAGUCAAAUGUGGAUUCCAUAUGUUUGGUGCGUUUGAUACCAUUCCAUUAAUUCCAUUCCAGUCUUUACAAUGAACUCAUCCUCCUAUAUAGCUCCACCCACCAGCCUCCUCUGAUAGGCAUUAUUUCAUGGUAACUUUAACUGUUCUCGCUCCACAGAAUGACGUCAAUAUGUUUGGUCCAGUGGUGGCUAAUUUGACACUGAGGGUGAACUCCACGGACAAGGUAACUUAGUAUGGACUUCUUAGUACAGUCGCCUGCCUCACCUUACAGACGUUGUAUCACAGUUAUCAGGUCACAGGUUUGGCCAUGACCAUGAUACUCAUUUCUUUCUCUAUACUGAAUGUUAAGUAAAUAUCUAAUAUGACCUACUUUCAGAUUCACCCCAAUCACGGGGUCCACUUUGCUGGGUUUGUUGGGGGAUUCUUCCUAUCCUUGUUGCUGCUGUCCCUAGGAUUUCUGGCUAUGAACCUGAUAUGUGCCAGAGCCAGGAAAACCUCUCUGCAGCGAAGGGUAGGCUGUUAUGACUAUUACCUCACAACAAUUAGCUAGCCUGUGUCCCAGAUUGUUUUUGCUGUCUUGCCAACUCCAUUGCUGCGUGACAGUGCCAUGUUGGCUGCGUGACAGUGACAGCAAUGGAUUUGGGAAGACAGCAGUGGCAGAUGUGGAACUUGGGCUACAGCCGGGGAAAAACCCCAAUGAAACCGAUGAAAAGUUAAACAGAUUUUGUCCUUUAUUUGAAAGAUUUAGAGUGAUGUCUUUUUUCCCUCUUGUUGGUUGACUUAAGGAUUAUUUAUUUCUAUUUGAAAACAACCCACAGUAGAGAGAGUGUUACUAUUUCGCUGUAUGUCUGUCUUUUGCAUAGAAAAAGCGAGGUGAUUCAGACCCUGAGUAUGCAGUGUGCAACAUGAGCGAGACGGCCAAAGAAGAGGCGGCAUUCGAGGACAAGAUGGUGGACAUUAUGGUGCUGGAAGACCCCCAGAACAUGUAUCAAGCUCUGGAGAAGUAUGGCUACACUAGCAGAAAUAAUGCUUUAUUACUCAUCAUAAGCCUAUAUAAGCCUUUAUUGUGUCUUAUACUCAAUGCUUAUAUGAUGUAUUUCUAUUCUGACUAGACUGAAGCAGCUGAUAUUUAGUCAGGAUCAUUAUGUCAGGAUGCUUAGAAGUUUAUUAGGCAGUCAUACAUGUGUAAAAUUACUCGGGCAUCAUAUUGCAUUAUACCCGUCUGCAUUGUGUUACUGAAUGAUAAAGUGUAAAGUCAGAAAAAGCAUUAUAAUAUACAUCUGACACCUCACAGCCUGGAGAUGUCCAGCCUGCUGCGGGCCACCUCUAGCCUGGAGAGCAGCCGUGUCCAGAUGUACAAGGACGUGAUCGCCGCCCUGCUGGCCGCGCUGCGCUCCCAGAAUCACAUGUCCCAGCAGGCCGAGCAGCGCCUCCUGAGCGUGCUCCACGGCCAGCUGAUGGGCAUGGAGGGCAAGCUGAAGGAGGAGCACGUGGCGCGCAUGGCAACCCUGGCGGCCCAGUGUAACCUGGAGACCCGGGAGCAGAUGGAGGCCGAGCACCGCAGGGAGGCCCAGGAGAAGGCCCGGGCAGAGGUGCUGUUUCAGCACGCCGGCCAACAGGUACUGUCUGUAGGGGCUAUUGUCAAUCAAAAAAUCACUGGCACAGGUAGAGAUCAAUGUGACUUGUGCACAAGGAAUUGGUUAAACAGGCCAGAAAUGGCUCCUACAGGCACAGAUGGAGAACCAACCCCCUAGUCCAGGGCUGGCAUGACUAACACUCUUCCUGGAGAGUGUGGGUGUGCAGGCUUUUUCACCAGCACUGCACUAACACACCUGAUUCAGCUAAUUAUGCUGAAGUGACUAAAAUGUAAAUGUUAGGUGAUUAUUUGAAGCAGGUGUGGGCUGGAGCAAAAGCCUGCACGCUCAGUAGCUCUCCAUUUCACUGGACAGGACGGCAGGUAGCCUAGCGGUUAAGAGCGUUGGGACAGUAACCGAAAGGUCAGUGGUUCGAAUCCCCGAGCAGACUAGGUGAAAAAAUAUGUCGAUGUGCCCUUGAGCAAGGCACUUAAACCUAAUUGCUUAUGUAAGUCGUCUGCUAAAUGACAAAAAUAAUCAAUUUACAUAAAAUAAAAUAAACACAUUUGGACAGGCUAAAUAAAGUACACUUCAAGUAUAUCACACUUAUAUUUGACCCAGGUCUGGUUCGUUUUGGUUGAUUCUCCAGGAGCUCCUCCAAUGUGGUGUCCUCCUGGAGAAGCUCCACAAGCUGAAUCAGAGUCAGCUCCAGCGCACCCUGCUGGCGAGACAUGAGGAGGCAUCUGCCAAGGUCCAGAGGCACAUAGUGGAGUGGAGGAGAGUAGAGCUGCACCAGAUCUUCUCAGAGGAACUGGAGGAAGCCACCAGGAUGGGCGAACUGGAGAAGACCGUGGCCAGGAGUCUCCUGCAUGACUACUUCACCUACCAGGUAAGCUAGUGAGCCAGAGCCUACACCUGGGUCACGUUCAGUAGGAACAGUAUGAAAAAUGUAUGCACUCACUAACUGUAAGUCGCUCUGGAUAAGAGUGUCUGCUAAAUGACUAAAAUGUAAAUGUAAAAUGAACAAACAGACGGAAACACUUUAAAACGGGCAACGGAAAAAGCAUUCUUAUAGGACAUGUUCAGGUAGUAGCUAUAGUUUUCAUCAAGGUUUUGCUGGGUGCAUCCCUGAAUGUUGUUUCGGGCUCGGGGAUAUUAUGUGAAAAGGAAAAACUUAAUGGUAUCUCUUCUCAUUUUAUUCCAUCUCUUCUCAUCUCUUCACAUUUCAAGGCAUCUCUUCACAUUUCAUGGCAUCUUUUCUCAUUUCAUGGCAUCUCUUAUCUCUUCACAUUUCAUGGCAUCUCUUCACAUUUCAUGGCAUCUCUUCUCAUUUCAUGGCAUCUCUUCUCAUUUUAUGGCAUCUCUUCUCAUCUCUUUACAUUUCAUGGCAUCUCUUCUCAUUUCAUGGCAUCUCUUCCCAUCCCAUGGCAUCUCUUCUCAUUUCAUGGCAUCUCUUCUCAUUUCAUGGCGUCUCUUCUUAUCUCUUCACAUUUCAUGGCAUCUCUUCAAAUUUCAUGACAUCUCUUCUCAUUUCAUGGCAUCUCUUCUCAUUUCAUGGCAUCUCUUCUCAUUUCAUGGCAUGUUUUCUCAUAUUAUGGCAUCUCUUCUCAUCUCUUUACAUUUCAUGGCAUCUCUUCUCAUUUCAUGGCAUCUCUUCCCAUUUCAUGGCAUCUCUUCCCAUUUCAUGGCAUCUCUUCUCAUUUCAUGGCGUCUCUUCUUAUCUCUUCACAUUUCAUGGCAUCUCUUCUCAUUUCAUGGCAUCUCUUCUCAUUUAAUUGUAUCUCUUCUCAUUUCAUGGCAUCUCUUCUCAUUUCAUGGCAUCUCUUCUCAUUUCAUGGCAUCUCUUUACAUUUCAUGGCAUGUUUUCUCAUUUUAUGGCAUCUCUUCUCAUCUCUUUACAUUUCAUGGCAUCUCUUCUCAUUUCAUGGCAUCUCUUCCCAUUUCAUGGCAUCUCUUCUCAAUUCAUGGCAUCUCUUCUCAUUUCAUGGCGUCUCUUCUUAUCUCUUCACAUUUCAUGGCAUCUCUUCUCAUUUCAUGGCAUCUCUUCUCAUUUAAUUGCAUAUCUUCUCAUUUCAUGGCAUCUCUUCUCAUUUCAUGGCAUCUCUUCUCAUUUCAUGGCAUCUCUUCUCAUUUUGUGUAAUCACUUCUAAUUUUUUGGCAUCUCUUCUCAUCUCUUCACAUUUCAUGGCAUCUCUUCUCAUCUCUUAACUUUUCAUGGUAUCUCUUCUCAUUUCACGGCAUCUCUUCUCAUUUCACGGCAUCUCUCAUCUCUUCACAUUUCAUGGCAUCUCUUCUCAUUUCAUGGCAUCUCUUCUCAUUUAAUGGCAUCUCUUCUCAUCUCUUUACAUUUCAUAGCAUCUCUUCUCAUUUCAUGGCAUCUCUUCUCAUUUCAUUGCAUCUCUUCUCAUUUCAUGGCAUCUCUUCUCAUUUCAUGGCAUCUCUUCUCAUUUCAUGGCAUCUCUUCUCAUUUUGUGUAAUCACUUCUACUUUUAUGGCAUCUCUUCUCAUCUCUUCUCAUUUCAUGGCAUCUCUUCUCAACUCUUCACAUUGUAUGGCAUCUCAUCUCUUCACAUUACAUGGCAUCUCUUCUCAUUUCACGGCAUCUCUUCUCAUUUCACGGCAUCUCUUAUCUCUUCACAUUUCAUGGCAUCUCUUCUCAUUUCAUGGCGUCUCUUCUUAUCUCUUCUCAUUUCAUGGCGUCUCUUCUUAUCUCUUCACAUUUCAUGGCAUCUCUUCUCAUUUCAUGGCGUCUCUUCUUAUCUCUUCACAUUUCAUGGCAUCUCUUCUCAUUUCAUGGCAUCUCUUCUCAUUUAAUUGCAUCUCUUCUAAUUUCAUGGCAUCUCUUCUCAUUUCAUGGCAUCUCUUCUCAUUUUGUGUAAUCACUUCUCAUUUUUUGGCAUCUCUUCUCAUCUCUUCACAUUUCAUGGCAUCUCUUCUCAUCUCUUCACAUUUUAUGGUAUCUCUUCUCAUUUCACGGCAUCUAUUCUCAUUUCACGGCAUCUCUCAUCUCUUCGCAUUUCAUGGCAUCUCUUCUCAUUUCAUGGCAUCUCUUCUCAUUUCAUGGCGUCUCUUCUUAUCUCUUCACAUUUCAUGGCAUCUCUUCUCAUUUAAUUGCAUCUCUUCUCAUUUCAUGGCAUCUCUUCUCAUUUCACGGCAUCUCUUCUCAUUUCACGGCAUCUCUUAUCUCUUCACAUUUCAUGGCAUCUCUUCUCAUUUCAUGGCGUCUCUUCUUAUCUCUUCACAUUUCAUGGCAUCUCUUCCCAUUUCAUGGCAUCUCUUCUCAUUUCAUGGCGUGUCUUCUUAUCUCUUCACAUUUCAUGGCAUCUCUUCUCAUUUAAUUGCAUCUCUUCUCAUUUCAUGGACAUCUCUUCUCAUUUCAUGGCAUCUCUUCUCAUUUCAUGGCAUCUCUUCUCAUUUUGUGUAAUCACUUCUCAUUUUAUGGCAUCUCUUCUCAUCUCUUCACAUUUCAUGGCAUCUCUUCUCAUCUCUUCACAUUUCAUGGCAUCUCUUCUCAUUUCACGGCAUCUCUUCUCAUUUCACGGCAUCUCUCAUCUCUUCACAUUUCAUGGCAUCUCUUCUCAUUUCAUGGCAUCUCUUCUCAUUUAAUGGCAUCUCUUCUCAUUUCACGGCAUCUCUCAUCUCUUUACAUUUCAUGGAAUCUCUUCUCAUUUCAUGGCAUCUCUUCCCAUUUCAUGGCAUCUCUUCUCAUUUCAUGACAUCUCUUCUCAUUUCAUGGCGUCUCUUCUUAUCUCUUCACAUUUCAUGGCAUCUCUUCUCAUUUCAUGGCAUCUCUUCUCAUUUCAUGGCAUCUCUUCUCAUUUCAUGGCAUGUUUUCUCAUUUUAUUGCAUCUCUUCUCAUCUCUUUACAUUUCAUGGCAUCUCUUCUCAUUUCAUGGCAUCUCUUCCCAUUUCAUGGCAUCUCUUAUCUCUUCACAUUUCAUGGCAUCUCUUCUCAUUUCAUGGCAUCUCUUCUCAUUUUAUGGCAUCUCUUCUCAUUUUAUUCCAUCUCUUCUCAUCUCUUCACAUUUCAUGGCAUCUCUUCUCAUUUCAUGGCAUCUCUUCUCAGUUCAUGGCAUCUCUUCUCAUUUCAUGGCAUCUCUUCUCAUUUUAUGGCAUCUCUUCUCAUCUCUUCACAUUUCAUGGCAUCUCUUCAAAUUUCAUGACAUCUCUUCUCAUUUCAUGGCAUCUCUUCUCAUUUCAUGGCAUCUCUUCUCAUUUCAUGGCAUGUUUUCUCAUUUCAUGGCGUCUCUUCUUAUCUCUUCACAUUUCAUGGCAUCUCUUCUCAUUUCAUGGCAUCUCUUCUCAUUUAAUUGCAUCUCUUCUCAUUUUGUGUAAUCACUUCUCAUUUUAUGGCAUCUCUUCUCAUCUCUUCACAUUUCAUGGCAUCUCUUCUCAUCUCUUCACAUUUCAUGGCAUCUCUUCUCAUUUCACAGCAUCUCUUCUCAUUUCACGGCAUCUCUCAUCUCUUCAUAUUUCAUGGCAUCUCUUCUCAUUUCAUGGCAUCUCUUCCCAUUUCAUGGCAUCUCUUCUCAUUUCAUGGCAUCUCUUCUCAUUUCAUGGCGUAUCUUCUUAUCUCUUCUCAUUUCAUGGCAUAUCUUCUCAUUUCAUGGCAUCUCUUCUCAUUUCAUGGCAUCUCUUAUCUCUUCACAUUUCAUGGCAUCUCUUCUCAUCUCUUCAUAUUUCAUGGCAUCUCUUCUCAUUUCACGGCAUCUCUUCUCAUUUCACGGCAUCUCUUAUCUCUUCACAUUUCAUGGCAUCUCUUCUCAUUUCAUGGCAUCUCUUCUAAUUUCAUGGUAUGUCUUCUCAUUUUAUGACAUCUCUUCUCAUCUCUUCCCAUUUCAUGGCAUAUCUUCUCAUUUCAUGGCAUCUCUUCUCAUUUCAUGGCGUCUCUUCUUAUCUCUUCUCAUUUCAUGGCAUCUCUUCUCAUUUAAUUGCAUCUCUUCUCAUUUCAUGGCAUCUCUUCUCAUUUCAUGGCAUCUCUUCUCAUUUUGUGUAAUCACUUCUCAUUUUAUGGCAUCUCUUCUCAUCUCUUCACAUUUCAUGGCAUCUCUUCUCAUCUCUUCACAUUUCAUGGCAUCUCUUCUCUUUUUCACGGCAUCUCUUCUCAUUUCACGGUAUCUCUCAUCUCUUCACAUUUCAUGGCAUCUCUUCUCAUUUCAUGGCAUCUCUUCUCAUUUAAUGGCAUCUCUUCUCAUCUCUUUACAUUUCAUGGCAUCUCUUCUCAUUUCAUGGCAUCUCUUCCCAUUUCAUGGCAUCUCUUCUCAUUUCAUGGCAUCUCUUCUCAUUUCAUGGCAUCUCUUCUCAUUUCAUGGCGUCUCUUCUUAUCUCUUCACAUUUCAUGGCAUCUCUUCUCAUUUAAUUGCAUCUCUUCUCAUUUCAUGGCAUCUCUUCUCAUUUCAUGACAUCUCUUCUCAUUUCAUGGCAUCUCUUCUCAUUUUGUGUAAUCACUUCUCAUUUUAUGGCAUCUCUUCUCAUCUCUUCUCAUUUCAUGGCAUCUCUUCUCAUUCAUGGCAUCUCUUCUCAUCUCUUCACAUUGUAUGGCAUCUCUUCUCAUCUCUUCACAUUUCAUGGCAUCUCUUCUCAUUUCACGGCAUCUCUUCUCAUUUCACGGCAUCUCUUAUCUCUUCACAUUUCAUGGCAUCUCUUCUCAUUUCAUGGCUUCUCUUAUCUCUUCACAUUUCAUGGCAUCUCUUCUCAUUUCAUGGCAUCUCUUCUCAUUUCAUGGUAUGUCUUCUCAUUUUAUGGCAUCUCUUCUCAUUUUGUGUAAUCACUUCUCAUUUUAUGGCAUCUCUUCUCAUCUCUUCUCAUUUCAUGGCAUCUCUUCUCAUUUCAUGGCAUCUCUUCUCAUCUCUUCACAUUGUAUGGCAUCUCUUCUCAUCUCUUCACAUUUCAUGGCAUCUCUUCUCAUUUCACGGCAUCUCUUCUCAUUUCACGGCAUCUCUUAUCUCUUCACAUUUCAUGGCAUCUCUUCUCAUUUCAUGGCGUCUCUUAUCUCUUCACAUUUCAUGGCAUCUCUUCUCAUUUCAUGGCAUCUCUUCUCAUUUCAUGGUAUGUCUUCUCAUUUUAUGGCAUCUCUUCUCAUCUCUUCUAAUUUCAUGGCAUCUCUUCUCAUUUCUUGGCAUCUCUUCUCAUUUCAUGGCGUCUCUUCUCAUUUCAUGGCAUCUCUUCUCAUCUCUUCACAUUUCAUGGCAUCUCUUCUCAUUUCAUGGCAUCUCUUCUCAUUUCAUGGCGUCUCUUCUCAUCUCUUCUUAUUUCAUGGCAUCUCUUCUCAUUUCAUGGCAUCUCUUCUCAUAUCUUCACAUAUCUUAUCUCAUUCUUUCCCAUCUAAUAUAUUCUCAUCUCUUACGAUCUCAUCUUAUCUCUUCUCUUCUCAACUCAUCUUCUCUCAUCUCAAUUAAUCUUAUCUCUCCAGAAUCAACUGGAGGAGGUGCUGGACGUGGUCCUGGCCAACCAGCGUUGCAUGCUGGGAGAGCGCCAUGCCCAGAGGAGGUUCCUGGUGCACAGCCUCCACAGCCUGAAGGGCCUCAUCUCUGAGACCUUCUCCAAGACCUCUAGCCAGAUAGAGAGCUGCUUCAACCAACACAGGAGGUUGGUUUAUGCUAUGACCCUAUACAUGUCUUAUAUUGUAUGUCAGAUUUUAUAGCACCUGUUGUCUUCUACCUACCUCUCCUAAAGCAUUUGUAGGCUACUAAGGGGUUCGGAAAAUUCUGCAGGCCUCUAGAUGUGUAUUUAGCUGUAUCCCUAAAUCUUUAUUUCUAGAUGUAGCCUAGAUUCCGACAAUGCACCCUCUCCUGUGCUCCACCAGGGGGAGCGAUGUGUCUGGGGAGCAGGUGGAGCUGCUGCUAGACAAGGCCCAGAAGCAGCUGGUGCUGGUGAAGCAGGGGCUUGACGAGGCUCUCAACCGGGAGAGGAGGGCCAUGCACUGUGGCCUGGUCAAGAAGAGGAGAGACCUCAUCUCUGACAUGGUGAGAUGAUUGAAAGUGUGUCGAUUAAGUGUAAUUGCACAGUGUUGCUAGCCGGGUCCCAGAUCUGUUUCUGCUAUAUCUGGGACCAAGGUACAGUUUUGCCCUCAGGCGACAAGCCUAUAAAGUAGGGAGGGACUAAGGGGUAGGGGGGGACUAAGGAGUAGGGAGGGACUAAGGGGUAGGGAGGGACUAGGGGGAUAGGGAGGGACUAAGGGGUAGGGAGGGACUAGGGGGAUAGGGAGGGACUAAGGGGUAGGGGGGGACUAAGGAGUAGGGAGGGACUAUGGGGUAGGGAGGGACUAGGGGGAUAGGGAGGGACUAGGGGGAUAGGGAGGGACUAAGGGGGUAGGGGGGGACUAAGGGGUAGGGAGGGACUAAGGGGUAGGGGGGGGACUAAGGAGUAGGGAGGGACUAAGGGGUAGGGAGGGACUAAGGGGUAGGGAGGGACUAAGGGGGUAGGGGGGGGACUAAGGAGUAGGGAGGGACUAAGGGGUAGGGAGGGACUAAGGGGUAGGGGGGGACUAAGGGGUAGGGGGGGACUAAGGGGUAGGGGGGGACUAAGGGGUAGGGAGGGACUAAGGGGUAGGGAGGGACUAGGGGGAUAGGGAGGGACUAAGGGGUAGGGGGGGACUAAGGGGUAGGGAGGGACUAAGGGGUAGGGGGGGACUAAGGAGUAGGGAGGGACUAAGGGGUAGGGAGGGACUAGGGGGUAGGGAGGGACUAAGGGGUAGGGAGGGGACUAAGGGGUAGGGAGGGACUAAGGGUGUCACGAUCGAGGUAAGGAGUAGACCAAGGCGCAGCGUGAUGAACAAACAUACUUUAAUUAGUUAAAGCAUCAAAAUACAAAACAAAACACGACUCGUGACGUCCACGGUAUCAAUGACCGAACACGGAACAAAAACCCACAACCACAAAGGGAAAACAUACAGUUAAAUAUGGCUCCCAAUCAGAGACAACCAGCCAACAGCUGACACUCGUUGCCUCUGAUUGGGAGUCACUCAGGCAAACAUAGAAUACAACAAACUAGAAUGAACACCAACACAGAAAUACACACAUAGAAAUGAACACACCCUGGCUCAACAUAAUGAGUCCCAGAGCCAGGGUGUGACAGUAUCCCCCCCUAAAGGCGCGGACUGCGACCGCGCCUCAACUAAACAAACCAGGGGAGGGCUGGGCGGGCAUACCUCCUCGGCGGCGGUUCUGGCUCCGGCCUUGACCACCACCCUCCAAUACACCCCCCAUAGUGCCCCUGGUCCAGUCUGGCCCCGCCGGCUGGAGCAGGACUGGACUUAACAGGAGCGAUCCUUACCAGGCUGUCGACUCGCACCCCUGGCUUGGUGUGUGGAGGAGGAACGGGCCUUACCAGGCUGACGACGCGCACCCCUGGCUUGGUGCGUGGAGGAGGAACGGGCCUUACCAGGCUGACGACUCGCACCCCUGGCUUGGUGCGUGGAGAAGGAACGGGCCUUACCAGGCUGACUUCUCGCACCCCUGGCUUAGUGCGAGUGGCAGGAACAGGCCGGGUCGGGCUGGCGACGCGCACCGUAGACUUGGUGCGGGUGGCAGGAACAGGCCGUGUCGGGCUGGCGACGCGCACCGUAGACUUGGUGCGGGUGGCAGGAACAGGCCGGACCGGGCUGGCGACGCGCACCGUAGGUUUGGUGCGAGUGGCAGGAACAGGUCGGGUCGGGCUGGCGACGCGCACCGUAGACUUGGUGCGGGUGGCAGGAACAGGCCGGACCGGGCUGGCGACGCGCACCGUAGGUUUGGUGCGAGUGGCAGGAACAGGCCGGGUCGGGCUGGCGACGCACACCGUAGGCUUGGUGCGUGGAGCAGGGACAGGCCGGACUGGGCUGGCGACGCACACCGUAGGCUUGGUGCGUGGAGCAGAGACAGGCCGGGCUGGGCUGGCGACGCACACCGUAGGCUUGGUGCGUGGAGCAGGGACAGGCCGAACCAGGCUGUGGAGACGGAUAGGAGGCCUGGAGUGAAGAGCGGCCACCACCCAUCCUGGCUGAAUGCCUACACUCACACACUCUGUGUGAGGCAUCCGCACAGGACGUACAGGGCGGUGAACCCCUGGCCUGGUGGCCUUCUGGAUCCGCCCCCUUUUCUCCUCCGUCAGCCCCGUCGUCCAUGCCGUGUGCCCCCCCCUAAACAUUUUCUGGGGUUGCCUCACGACCGUCCGACGACGACCCUGAUCACACCGUUGCUCCUCUCUCCGUCGCCUCUCCACUGUCUCACUCCAUGGCAGGCGAUCCAUCCCGGCCAGGAUUUCCCCCCAAGUCCAGGACCCUUUACCGUCCAAUAUCUCCUCCCAUGUCCAGGCUGCCUGCUCCUGGACACGCUGCUCCUCUUUCGCCAGGGCCUUUCCCGGCGCUUCCUCCCAUGUCCACCCCAAGGGCUGCCCCUGGACACGCUGCUUGGUCGUUGCAUGGUGGGUUUUUCUGUCACGAUCGUCAGGGAGAGAAGUAGACCAAGGCGCAGCGUGAUGAACAAACAUACUUUAAUUAGUUAAAGCAUCAAAAUACAAAACAAAACACGACUCGUGACGUCCACGGUAUCAAUGACCGAACACGGAACAAAAACCCACAACCACAAAGGGAAAACAUACAGUUAAAUAUGGCUCCCAAUCAGAGACAACCAGCCAACAGCUGACACUCGUUGCCUCUGAUUGGGAGUCACUCAGGCAAACAUAGAAUACAACAAACUAGAAUGAACACCAACACAGAAAUACACACAUAGAAAUGAACACACCCUGGCUCAACAUAAUGAGUCCCAGAGCCAGGGUGUGACAAAGGGGUAGGGAGGGACUUUGGGGUUCAGUCUUGGGUCAUGUUCAUGAGGCACCUCACGUAAGAGAAUGGACUGAAACAGGGAACGGAAUCUUUUCCAAUGUGUGCCCAAAUGAAAACGACUUUGGUGUGUGUCUAUGUCCAGCUCCAGGGCCACAAGCAGCGUCAGAAGGAGCUGUCGUCCCUGUCCCGGGGGGGUCUAGAGGAGGACAGGGUGGAGGUGAAGCCGUCCCAGCAUCUCCACUGCUGGCAGAACUUGCUGACCUCCCAGUGCCUGGAGCUGGGUGAGCUCAUCAACAACCUGGAUGAAGAGGCUGCCGCCGACAUCCGCAAGGUAACUCAAAAUUACACAACACCUUGUAGCCUUUCUGUAUGUAAUGGUAAGAUACCUGGAAGAGGAGGCAGCAGAUAUCUGCAGGGUAACCCAAGAUGACACCCGCUUGUUUCUCUAUAUACAACUGUAAGGUUAGGUAGUUGGUAGAUAUAAAUUGCACAGCAACAUAUGUAGCCAACGUGAUCGCUCGCUAGUUAGCGAUGCGCUAGUAGUGUCCAUCGUGCAAGUGACAGCACUCACCCAAAGACCUAAAGUAGUUCUGUCUCUACAAGGGCCAUGGCUUUGUGGAGCAAUAUGUAACACUGCUUUGUGGAGCAAUAGGUAACACUGCUUUGUGGAGCAAUAGGUAACACUGCUUUGUGGAGCAAUAGGUAACACUGCUUUGUGGAGCAAUAGGUAACACUGCUUUGUGGAGCAAUAGGUAACACUGCUUUGUGGAGCAAUAGGUAACACUGCUUUGUGGAGCAAUAGGUAACACUGCUUUGUGGAGCAAUAGGUAACACUGCUUUGUGGAGCAAUAGGUAACACUGCUUUAUGAGUGCAAAGUCUGGGUCUGCCGAAGGUCCCCAGUUUGAGCGCACAGGUACCUACCCUGUUACAAGUACACAAAACAGCUGUUUUUAAAAAGGUCAUUGUUAGACAGCAAAUUAACAUCAUACAUAAUCAUACAAACAUAUUUACAUGAAAUGUUAACUAACCAAAGAGACACUUUCCCUGACUUUCUAUUGACUAGAGACUAAUCUUUGACCAUCCCCCUUUCUCCUCCCUAGGUCACCAUGCGUGUGAUCCACAGCCCCAUGGCGGAGGUGAAGGCCAUCCAGCCUGCUGCUGCCCAGGCUCUGCUGGCCCUGGGUACCCCCCGUGGCCCCUUCCAGCAGCCAGAGCAGGGUGCCCACACAGGGGCCAGCAGCAGCAACCUGUCCCAGGCCCAGGAGAGGCUUCAUCUGGAUGGCAAGGCGGCAGUGAGGACCCUCCAGGCCUCCAGGGACUCCCUGCACCAGGGCAUGGGGAGGGAGCUACAGGAGCAGCAAGAACUGAGGGCUAAGGGUCGGGCCUUCUAUAGGUGAGCAAAUAUAUAGAUUUUCCUAUCACUUUUUCAGGCCAGUCCCUUGUUCUACAGAUUUUCAGAUUGUGAAAGGGGAAGCAAAUAAACUUCUGGGGUAUCUUAUUGCAAAUAUUAGCUCUUUGAAUUAAUUGUGUGUAUGUGUGUGUGCGCAAGCGUACUUGCAUUUGUUUGCGGUUGCGCGUAUUUGUAUACCUGCAGGUCUCUGUGUUCGUCCCAGCUCACGUUAUCAGAUGAAGAGUUACUGCGUAUGAAGCUGGAGUUCCAGAACUGUCUGUCCAGGAUGGACCACUGUCUGGUGCUGCCUCACGCCCUCUCCCGCUCCAAACUGCAGACCGCCCUGUCCACCUGGAGGAAGGAGAUGGGGGAGCAGGCUGAGCAUCCACAGCCCACGGAGGUAAUGGCAGAUUUCAAAACAUACAGCAGGGGUAUUCAACUCUUACCCUACGAGGUCCAGAGCCUGCUGGUUUUCUGUUCUACCUGAUAAUGAAUUACACCCACCUGGUGACCCAGGUCUAAGUCAGUCCCUGAUUCGAGAUCAACAAUGAAAAAAAAACGCAGUGGAACUGGCUUUGAGGUCCAGAGUUGACUUUGAGGAACAUACAGUAUCAGACCUACAGUGAGGGAAAAAAGUAUUUGAUCCCCUGCUGAUUUUGUACGUUUGCCCACUGACAUAGACAUGAUCAGUCUAUUAUUUUAAUGGUACGUUCAUUUGAACAGUGAGAGACAGAAUAACAACAACAAAAUCCAGAAAAACGCAUGUCAAAAAUGUUAUAAAUUGAUUUGCAUUUUAAUGAGGGAAAUAAGUAUUUGACCCCUCUGCAAAACAUGACUUAGUACUUGGUGGCAAAACCCUUGUUGGCAAUCACAGUGGUCAGACGUUUCUUGUAGUUGGCCACCAGGUUUGCAUACAUCUCAGGAGGGAUUUUGUCCCACUCCUCUUUGCAGAUCUUCUCCAAGUCAUUAAGGUUUCAAGGCUGACGUUUGGCAACUCGAACCUUCAGCUCCCUCCACAGAUUUUCUACGGGAUUAAGGACCUUAAUGUGCUUCUUUUUGAGCCACUCCUUUGUUGCCUUGGCUGUGUGUUUUGGGUCAUUGUCAUGCUGGAAUACCCAUCCACAACCCAUUUUCAAUGCCCUGGCUGAGGGAAGGAGGAUCUCACCCAAGAUUUGACGGUACAUUGCGCCGUCCAUCGUCCCUUUGAUGCGGUGAAGUUGUCCUGUCCCCUUAGCAGAAAAACACCCCCAAAGCAUAAUGUUUCCACCUCCAUGUUUGACGGUGGGGAUGGUGUUCUUGGGGUCAUAGGCGGCAUUCCUCCUCCUCCAAACACGGCGAGUUGAGUUUAUGCCAAAGAGCUCCAUUUUGGUCUCAUCUGACCACAACACUUUCACCCAGUUCUCCUCUGAAUCAUUCAGAUGUUCAUUGGCAAACUUCAGACGGGCCUGUAUAUGUGCUUUCUUGAGCAGGGGGACCUUGCGGGCGCUGCAGGAUUUCAGUCCUUCACGGCGUAGUGUGUUACCAAUUGUUUUCUUGGUGACUAUGGUCCCAGCUGCCUUGAGAUCAUUGACAAGAUCCUCUCGUGUAGUUCUGGGCUGAUUCCACGAGGUGAGAUCUUGCAAGGAGCCCCAGGCCGAGGGAGAUUGACAGUUAUUUUGUGUUUCUUCCAUUUGCGAAUAAUCGCACCAACUGUUGUCACCUUCUCACCAAGCACUUCGCGAUGAUCUUGUAGCCCAUUCCAGCCUUGUGUAGGUCCCUUUAAGAGUGUGCUCCUAAUCUCAGCUCGUUACCUGUAUAAAAGACACCUGGGAGCCAGAAAUCUUUCUGAUUGAGAGGGGGUCAAAUACUUAUUUCCCUCAUUAAAAUGCAAAUCAAUUUAUAACAUUUUUGACAUGUGUUUUUCUGGAUUUUUUUUGUUUUUAUUCUGUCUCUCACUGUUCAAAUAAACCUACCAUUAAAAUUAUAGACUGAUCAUUUGUUUGUCAGUGGGCAAACAUACAAAAUCAGCAGGGGAUCAAAUACUUUUUUCCCUCACUGUAGUUCAAAUAGUCAAGUAUUUAAAAGUAUUUGAGCUGAGCUUGUGUUAGCUUGCAGGUUUAACUUUUGAGAUUGAUUAUCCUAUGGAGAAAUGUCAUAUUCAAUUGCCAGAUAUUAAAAUGAAAUUAACCCUAACUCUACAUACCGUAUUUGUUGAUAAGGUUGAGUAUUUCAAAACAGGAGGAAAAUCCAGUCACUGAAAAGAAAAUACAUGCCAACGGACUGUUUUUUGUCCACUCUUUUAUCUUGUUAAUGAAGGUAUGAAGUAUCUUCCAAAAUGACAGCGUUGAAAGCAGCAUAAAAGAAAAGCUACGCCCUUUGACAACCACAUCAUGAUUGUUUUCCUCACCAUCUCCCCAUCUUGUGUGUUUCCACAGAAGAAGACGAGGACUAAAGGGAAAUCCACUGAGGCCAGACAGAGAGCAGACCCCUCAGAGCUGCUGCUCUUCCAGAAGAAGAUGGAAGACAGGAUCCAGCUGUUUGAGAAAGAAAAGGAAAAGGAGAGCACAGCCAUGGAGAAGGUUAGGGGAAUUCCAUUCAAUUCAAACUUUUUUUCAUUCCGAGGGGCAGUUAUAAAAUGGAGGAGAAGGCUUCCAUAGUGCAUACAGUGCCUCCGGAAAGUAUUCAGACCCCUUGACUUUUCCCACAUUUUGUUACGUCAAAGCCUUAUUCUAAAAUUGAUUAAAUACAGUUGAAGUCGGAAGUUUACAUUCACUUAGGUUGGAGUCAUUAAAACUCGUUUUUCAACCACUCCACAAAUUUCUUGUUAACACACUAUAGUUUUGGCAAGUCGGUUAGGACAUCUACUUUGUGCAUGACACAAGUAAUUUUUCCAACAAUUGUUUACAGACAGAUUAUUUCACUUAUAAUUCACUGUAUCACAAUUCCAGUGGGUCAGAAGUUUACAUACACUAAGUUGACUGUGCCUUUAAAAAACUUGGAAAAUUACAGAAAAUGAUGUCAUGGCUUUAGAAGCUUCUGAUAGGCUAAUUGACAUAAUUUGAGUCAAUUGGAGGUGUACCUGUGGAUGUAUUUCAAGGCCUACCUUCAAACUCAGUGCCUCUUUGCUUGAAAAUCAAAAAAGAUCAGCCAAGACCUCAGAAAAAAAUGUGUAGACCUCCACAAGUCUGGUUCAUUCUUGGAGCAAUUUCCAAACGCCUGAAGGUACCACGUUCAUCUGUACAAACAAUAGUACGCAAGUAUAAACACCAUGGGACCACGCAGCCAUCAUACCACUCAGGAAGGAGACGUGUUCUGUCUCCUAGAGAUGAAUGUACUUUGGUGCAAAAAGUGCAAAUCAAUCCCAGAACAACAGCAAAGGACCUUGUGAAGAUGCUGGAGGAAACAGGUACAAAAGUAUCUAUAUCCACAGUAAAACGAGUCCUAUAUCGACAUAAACUGAAAGGCCGCUCAGCAAGGAAGAAGCCACUGCUCCAAAACCGCCAUAAAAAAGACAGACUACGGUUUGCAACUGCACAUGGGGACAAAGAUCAUACUUUUUGGAGAAAUGUCCUCUGGUCUGAUGAAACAAAAAUAGAACUGUUUGGCCAUAAUGACCAUCGUUAUGUUUGGAGGAAAAAGGGGGUACCUUGCAAGCCGAAGAACACCAUCCCAACUGUGAAGCAAGGGGGUGGCAGCAUCAUGCUGUGGGGGUGCUUUGCUGCAGGAGGGACUGGUGCACUUCAAAAAAUAGAUGGCAUCAUGAGGAAGGAAAAUUAUGUGGAUAUAUUGAAGCAACAUCUCAAGACAUCAGUAAGGAAGUUAAAGCUUGGUCGCAAAUGAGUCUUCCAAAUGGACAAUGACCCCAAGCAUACUUCCAAAGUUGUGGCAAAAUGGCUUAAGGACAACAAAGUCAAGGUAUGUAUUGGAGUGGCCAUCACAAAGCCCUGACCUCAAUCCUAUAGAAAAUUUGUGGGCAGAACUGAAAAAGCGUGUGCGAGCAAGGAGGCCUACAAACCUGACUCAGUUACACCUGCUCUGUCAUGAGGAAUGGGCCAAAAUUCACCCAACUUAUUGUGGGAAGCUUGUGGAAGGCUACCUGAAACGUUUGACCCAAGUUAAACAAUUUAAAGACAAUGCUACCAAAUACUAAUUGAGUGUAUGUAAACUUCUGGCCCACUGGUAAUGUGAUGAAAGAAAUAAAAGCUGAAAUAAAUCAUUAUCUCUACUAUUAUUCUGACAUUUCACAUUCUUAAAAUAAAGUGGUGAUCCUAACUGACCUAAGACAGGGAAGUUGUACUAUGUCAGGAAUUGUGAAAAACUUGAGUUUAAAUGUAUUUUUUAUUUUUAUUUUAUUUCACCUUUAUUUAACCAGGUAAGCCAGUUGAGAACAGGUUCUCAUUUACAACUGCGACCUGGCCAAGAUAAAGCAAAGCAGUGCAAUAAAAACAACACAGAGUUACAUAUGGGGUAAAAAACAUAAAGUCAAAAAUACAACAGAAAAUAUAUAUACAGUGUGUGCAAAUGUAGCAAGUUAUGGAGGUAAGGCAAUAAAUAGGCUAUAGUGCAAAAUAAUUACAAUAGUAUUAACACUUGAAUGCUAGAUGUGCAAGAGAUUAUGUGCAAAUAGAGAUACUGGGGUGCAAAAGAGCAAAAUAAAUAACAAUAUAGGGAUGAGGUAGUUGGGUGGGCUAAUUUCAGAUGGGCUGUGUACAGGUGCAGUGAUCGGUAAGGUGCUCUGACAACUGAUGCUUAAAGUUAUUGAGGGAGAUAAGAGUCUCCAGCUUCAGAGAUUUUUGCAAUUCGUUCCAGUCAUUGGCAGCAGAGAACUGGAAGGAAUGGCGGCCAAAGGAGGUGUUGGCUUUGGGAAUGACCAGUGAGAUAUACCUGCUGGAGCGCAGACUACGGGUGGGUGCUGCUAUGGUGACCAAUGAGCUAAUAUAAGGCGGGGAUUUGCCUAGCAGUGAUUUAUAGAUGGCCUGGAGCUAGUGGGUUUGACGACGAACAUGUAGUGAGGACCAGCCAACAAGAGCGUACAGGUCACAGUGGUGGGUAGUGUAUGGGGCUUUGGAGACAAAACGGAUGGCACUGUGAUAGACUACAUCCAAUUUGCUGAGUAGAGUGUUGGAGGCUAUUUUGUAAAUGACAUCGCCGAAGUCAAGGAUCGGUAGGAUAGUCAGUUUUACGAGGGCAUGUUUGGCAGCAUGAGUGAAGGAGGCUUUGUUGCGAAAUAGGAAGCCGAUUCUAGAUUUAACUUUGGAUUGGAGAUUCUUUAUGUGAGUCUGGAAGGAGAGUUUACAGUCUAACCAGACACCUAGGUAUUUGUAGUUGUCCACAUACUCUAGGUCAGACCCGUCAAGAGUGGUGAUUCUAGUCGGGUGGGCGGGUGCCAGCAGCGUUCGAUUGAAAAGCAUGCAUUUAGUUUUACUAGUGUUUAAGAGCAGUUGGAGGCUACUGAAGGAGUGUUGUAUGGCAUUGAAGCUCGUUUGGAGGUUUGUUAACACAGUGUCCAAUGAAGGGCCAGAUGUAUACAAAAUGGUGUCGUCUGCGUAGAGGUGGAUCUGAGAGUCACCAGCAGCAAGAGCGACAUCAUUGAUAUACACGGAGAAAAGUGUCGGCCCAAGAAUUGAACCCUGUGGCACCCCCAUAGAGACUGCCAUAGGUACAGACAACAGGCCCUCCGAUUUGACACACUGAACUCUAUCUGAGAAGUAGUUGGUGAACCAGGCGAGGCAGUCAUUUGAGAAACCAAGGCUAUUUAGUCUGCCAAUAAGAAUGCGGUGGUUGACAGAGUCGAAAGCCUUGGCCAGGUCAAUGAAGACGGCUGCACAGUACUGUCUAUUAUCGAUCGCGGUUAUAAUAUCGUUUAGGACCUUGAGCGUGGCUGAAGUGCACCCAUGACCAGCUCGGAAACCGGAUUGCAUAGCGGAGAAGGUACGGUGGUAUUCGAAAUGGUCGGUGAUCUGUUUGUUAACUUGGCUUUCAAAUACUUUCGAAAGGCAGGGCAGGAUGGAUAUAGGUCUGUAGCAGUUUGGAUCUAGAGUGUCACCCCCUUUGAAGAGGGGGAUGACCGCGGCAGCUUUCCAAUCUCUGGGGAUCUCAGACGUUAUGAAAGAGAGGUUGAACAGACUAGUAAUAGGGGUUGCGACAAUUUCGGCGGCUAGUUUUAGAAAGAAAGGGUCCAGAUUGUCUAGCCCAGCUGAUUUGUAGGGGUCCAUAUUUUGCAGCGCUUUCAAAACAUCAGCUGUCUGAAUUUGUGUGAAGGAGAAGCGGGGGGGGCAUGGGCAAGUUGCAGCAGAGGGUGCAGAGUUGGUGGCCGGGGUAGUGGUAGCCAGAUGGAAAGCAUGGCCAGCUGUAGCAAAAUGCUUGUUGAAAUUCUCGAUUAUUGUAGAUUUAUCGGUGGUGAUAGUGUUUCCUAGCCUCAGUGCAGUGGGCAGCUGGGAGGAAGUGCUCUUAUUCUCCAUGGACUUUACAGUGUCCCAAAACUUUUUGGAGUUAGUAUUUGGCUAAGGUGUAUGUAAACCUCCGACUUCAACUGUAAAUAAAAAUCCUCAGCAAUCUACACACACCCCAUAAUGACAAAGUGUAAACAGGUUUUUAGAAAACAGAAAUACCUUAUUUACAUAAGUAUUAAGACCCUUUGCUAUGAGACUCGAAAUUGAGCUCAGAUGCAUCCUGUUUCCAUUGAUCAUCCUUGAGAUGUUUCUACAACUUGAUUGGAGUCCACCUGUGGUAAAUUCAAUUGAUUGAACAUGAUUUGGAAAGGCACACACCUGUUUAUAUAAAGUCCCACAGUUGACAGUGCAUGUCAGAGCAAAAACCAAGCCAUGAGGUUGAAGGAAUUGUCCGUAGAGCUCCGAGACAGGAUUGUGUCAAGGCACAGAUCUGGGGAAGGGUACAAAAAAAAAUUCUGCAGCAUUGAAGGUCCCCAAGAACACAGUUGCCUCCAUCAUUCUUAAAUGGAAGAAGUUUGGAACCACCAAGACUCUUCCUAGAGCUGGCCGCCCGGCUAAACUGAGCAAUCAUGGGAGAAGGGCUAUGGUCAGGGAGUUGACCAAGAACCCAAUGGUCACUGACAGAGCUCUAGAGUUCCUCUGUGGAGAUGGGAGAACCUUCCAGAAGUACAACCAUCUCUUCAGCACUCCACCAAUCAGGCCUUUAUGGUAGAGUGGCUAGACGGAAGCCACUCCUCAGUAAAAGGCACAUGACAGCCCGCUUGGAGUUUGCCAAAAGUCACCUAAAGACUCUCAGACCAUGAGAAACAAGAUUCUCUGGUCUGAUGAAACCAAGAUUGAACUCUUUGGCCUGAAUGCCAAGCAUCACGUCUGAAGGAAACCUGGCACCAUCCCUACGGUGAAGCAUGGUGGUGGCAGCAUCAUGCUGUGGGGAUGUUUUUCAGCGGCAGGGACUGGGAGGCUAGUCAGGAUCGAGGCAAAGAUAAACGGAGCAAAGUACAGAGAGAUCCUUGAUGAAAACCUGCUCCAGAGCGCUCAGGACCUCAGACUGGGGCGAAGGUUCACCUUCCACAGGACAAUGACCCUAAGCACACAGCCAAGACAAUGCAGGAGUGGCUUCGGGACAAGUCUCUGAAUGUCCUUGAGUGGCCCAGCCAGAGCCUGGACUUGAACCCGAUCUAACAUCUCUGGAGAGACCUGAAAACAGAUGUGUAGCAACGCUCCCCAUCCAACCUGACAGAGCUUGACAGGAUUUGCAGAGAAGAAUGGGAGAAACUCUCCCAAUACAGGUGUGUCAAUGUUGUAGCGUAAUACCCAAGGAGACUCGAUGCUGUAAUCGCUGCAAAAGGUGCUUCAACAAAGUACUGAGUAAAGGGUCUGAAUACUUAUGUAAAUGUCAUAUUUCAUUUAUUUUUUGUCUAAAUGUCUAAAAACCUGUUUUUGCUUUGUCAUUAUGUGGUAUUGUGUUUAGAUUAAUGAGGGGGGAAAAAACGAUUUAAUCAAUUUUAGAAUAAGGCUGUAACGUAACAAAAUGUGGAAAAGGUCAAGGGGUCUGAAUACUUUCCGAAGGCACUUUUGUUUCCUCUUUUGUUGCAUUCAUUCACUUUUUGCUACUUUCAAAGUGAACAAAAGUUUUUUGACACUUUCUCACACUCACACACAGCUGGAACAGAUGGGAAUAUGGCGGAGGCGGGUAAGGGGAUAUUCCCGGACGGACUCUGAAACCUUUAGGGUUUCUUGGACCCAGAUUACUUCUGGACUGAAAACCACACUCAGUAGAUGAUUUCCAUUUAACAUUAUUUUUAAUCCAGGAGUUCUUUUAUAAUGUCAUUCCCGAAAAACUGUUUGUUGCUAAUUUUACGAAACCUGUUAGUCAGCCUACUGAUAAACCUCCUCUCGCUAUGUCUAGGGGUCCUAGGCCUGCUGAACUGGGCCAUAACCGGAUAAAAAUGUACACAUUUACACUAAAGUAAGACAUGGUGUUGGGUUCAGAGGGGUCUCAGUGGAGUAGCUGUGGCCUAAUCACUUAACCUAACUAAUUUCCUAACACUAGCUAAACCCCUUCUCCAACAUCUCUCGCUCUAGGUCCUGGAGGAGAUGCGUAGUGAGCGGGAGGUAGAGCUCCAGCACCAGGCAGACGGCCUGGCCGUGCAGAUGGCUGCCCUCCACUAUCAGAAGGUUGAGAGGAGGACCAGGGUCCUGGAGUCCUCCAGAGCUCUGCUUAGCAUCCAGAGCCUGCUCACUGAGGAGCUGCGUGCCAGCAGGAGCCUGGGGGCAGCCCCCAUAGCCCAGAGCAUCCAGAACCACUGUCUGGUACGUACAGUGAGGGAAAAAAGUAUUUGAUCCCCUGCUGAUUUUGUACAUCUGCCCACUGACAAAGACAUGAUCAGUCUAUAAUUUCAAUGGUAGGUUUAUUUGAACAGUGAGAGACAGAAUAACAACAAAGAAAUCCAGAAAAACGCAUGUCAAAAAUGUUAUAAAUUGAUUAGCAUUUUAAUGAGGGAAAUAAGUAUUUGACCCCUCAGCAAAACAUGACUUAGUACUUGGUGGCAAAACCCUUGUUGGCAAUCACAGAGGUCAGACGUUUCUUGUAGUUGGCCACCAGGUUUGCACACAUCUCAGGAGGGAUUUUGUUCUACUCCUCUUUGCAGAUCUUCUCCAAGUCAUUAAGGUUUUGAGGCUGACGUUUGGCAACUCGAACCUUCAGCUCCCUCCACAGAUUUUCUAUGGGAUUAAGGUCUGGAGACUGGCUAGGCCACUCCAGGACCUUAAUGUGCUUCUUCUUGAGCCACUCCUUUGUUGCCUUGGCCGUGUGUUUUGGGUCAUUGUCAUGCUGGAAUACCCAUCCACGACCCAUUUUCAAUGCCCUGGCUGAGGGAAGGAGGUUCUCACCCAAGAUUUGACGGUACAUGGCCCCGUCCAUCGUCCCUUUGAUGCGGUGAAGUUGUCCUGUCCCCUUAGCAGAAAAACACCCCCAAAGCAUAAUGUUUCCACCUCCAUGUUUGACGGUGGGGAUGGUGUUCUUGGGGUCAAAGGGCAGCAUUCCUCCUCCUCCAAACACGGCGAGUUGAGUUGAUGGCAAAGAGCUCGAUUUUGGUCUCAUCUGACCACAACACUUUCACCCAGUUCUCCUCUGAAUCAUUCAGAUGUUCAUUGGCAAACUUCAGACGGGCCUGUAUAUGUGCUUUCUUGAGCAGGGGGACCUUGCGGGCGCUGCAGGAUUUCAGUCCUUCACAGCUUAGUGUGUUACCAAUUGUUUUCUUGGUAAUUAUGGUCCCAGCUGCCUUGAGAUCAUUGACAAGAUCCUCCCGUGUAGUUCUGGGUUGAUUCCUCACCGUUCUCAUGAUCAUUGCAACUCCACGAGGUGAGAUCUUGCAUGGAGCCCCAGGCCGAGGGAGAUUGACAGUUAUUUUGUGUUUCUUCCAUUUGCGAAUAAUCGCACCAACUGUUGUCACCUUCUCACCAAGCUGCUUGGCGAUGGUCUUGGCCAUGCUGGAGAGUUUGGAAUCUGAUUGAUUGAUUGCUUCUGUGGACAGGUGUCUUUUAUACAGGUAACAAGCUGAGAUUAGGAGCACUCCCUUUAAGAGUGUGCACCUAAUCUCAGCUCGUUACCUGUAUAAAAGACACCUGGGAGCCAGAAAUCGUUCUGAUUGAGAGGGGGUCAAAUACUUAUUUCUCUCAUUAAAAUGCAAAUCAAUUUAUAACAUUUUUGACAUGCGUUUUUCUGGAUAUUUUUGUUGUUAUUCUGUCUCUCACUGUUCAAAUAAACUUACCAUUAAAAUUAUAGACUGAUCAUUUCUUUGUCAGUGGGCAAACGUGCAAAAUCAGCAUGGGAUGAAAUACUUUUUUCCCUCACUGUAGGACACUGCUGGGGCAUAUAGGAUGCUUUGGCAUGCACUGUAGCCCAAUUCACACUUUAGUGAUGAAAGAUUACAUCAAUGGCUAAAUUUGAUCAAACCCGCCUGAGCAAUUUGGUCACACGACACAGACAGACACACACACACACACACACACACACACGAUACAUAAGAUAUCCUCAAUGAAUGAAGUUGUUAUGAAUCCAUUGACCCAUUUGGCUAUGACUACAGGGUUUGGAAGAAGCCGAGCUCCAGCUCCAGAGAGAACAUGCAGAGUUGGAGAGUCUGGAGACUGGACCAACCAGACUGACCCAACACAGACCACCCAAAGACCCAGACCACUCUGAUCAUGAAGAGGAGGAGGGAGACGAAGAGGAAGGGAGGCUGUUUCACAUAGAGUGUGACAGUCGCAUGGCCACUAUCCUUCACGAGGCGCUAUACAAGUGUGAUCAGGUCACCGGUCUGCAGACAGAGAGGUGAGCUUUACUCACCGUGGACCAACGACGUAUACAAAAUAGCACCCUGUUCCCUACAUAGUACCCUACGAGGCGCCGGACAAAAAUUGUGCACUAUAUAGGAAAUAGAGUGCCAUUACAGACCAAGUAUGGCUUACGUCUGAUCUGAACACAGGGCUUUACAAAAACUUGAUCACUUUGUUUGCGUUCAAAUGUGGCUUUGAUAAUAUAAUAAUAUAAUAUAAUAAUAUGCCAUUUAGCAGACGCUUUUAUCCAAAGCGACUUACAGUCAUGUGUGCAUACAUUUUUUAUUUUGUGUAUGGGUGGUCCCAGGGAUCAAACCCACUACCUUGGUGUUACAAGCGCCGUGCUCUACCAGCUGAGCUACAGAGGACCACCAUAAUCUGUGGCUCUACUGUAAUAGUAACACAAGACAGUAGCUUUUUCUAUGUACAUUUUGUUAUUAUGUUAUUUUGACCUAGUGCUUUGACAGGCUCUGAGCUGUCAUCAAUACACACCUUCCUCUAAAAGGAUUGUGCAGUUAUCCACAUAUCCACAUCUCUCCCACUCCUAUCCUCCAUCCAUCCCAUCUCUUCCAGGCUACAAGAGGCCAAUGCAAGGAGUCAGGCUAUGGAGGAUCUCAAGGAGCAGCUGGAGCUGAAGAGACUCUACACAAACUGUGACCAGGUGAUCUAGCCAUCGUAGAAUUGUGAUUCUCUGAUUGCUUUUUAGUCCAGGAGUAGGCUUAAUCUGUGUCUGAGACCCUAUUGGUUGACAGUUGUAAAGAGCCAGUCUUUUCCCUUCAUCCCUCUUUUCCCUCCAUUCCUCCCCAGGAUCUGGAGUUUGCAGCCAGGCUAGUGAGGCAGAGCCAGGUCUCCGCUGAGGUUCUCCUAGAGGCUCUCCGUCUCCUCCUCCCAACCCUCCCAGAGUCAGAGCUGCUGUCCCUCAUCAACGCCCUCUGCCCCAAGCAACCUGUCCUUCCAGCUUCCGCAGAGCAGGAGAGCAUAGGGUAAGAACUAGCAAUAGUUGUAGUUUUAUUGGUAGUAGAUUGGAAUGUUUUUGUUUAAAAGGUAGAGUCCGCAAUAUUACAUCAACAGAGCAGGGCGACUCCCUGCUUACAGACAUCAACAGCAACAGACUAUUAUUGCCUCUUCCCAAUUUGCGCCCUCCCUGGGGAACCGCCGAUAUUGCCAGUGGAAGAUUUGAACUUUGUUAUUGUUGUUGAUGUCUGUGAACAGAAAGUUGCCCUACUUUGUAUGAUGAUGUCAUAUUGAUGAUUCUACCUUUAAGCUCUGAGACACAACCUCUCUGCCUGGCCAUUGAAAACUCUGGGUAAACUUUAAUCAAGUAUUAAAAAUGGCGUAUAUGAUGCCUUGCAAGUCUUGGGUGUCUAACACCAAUUUGAACUCUCCACUUGCAUCCAGUAAGUAUGUGAAGUCGUACAUAAGCUCACUAUUUAGCAAGCUCCAAAAUACCAAUCCCACUAGAGAAUAUAACUCUUGGAGCAGUUUGUGCCGUGCACCAUAUGUUUAGGCUUGUGUCUGUCAGUGAAUCACACCAGCACAAUGUGUUACUUUUCAGUAAAUGCUGGAUGCAGUUUGUUUCACUUCUUAAAGGCGUAUAAGACAUAUUUAUCAUGUCAGUUGAAUCAUGUAUUUUGGCUCCUAUCAACGUAAUUUGAAUAUGGCCCCUUUUCGUCAUUGUAACUAGCUACCUGUCACACAAAUAGCCUGCCACAAAGGCUAGUAUUUGAAAGAAACUACAAAGAAAUAGUUAAACAUUUCAGCAUUCAUGUAGGGAACUAGUAGCAAGCUAAGACUUUGGUGAUCAUACAGGGGGGUGCUGGCAUUUCUGUACACAUGAGAACGUUUGACUGAACCUAUUUACAAAAGGUUGGUUAUUCCCCCAUUUUUACAGCACUGUCGAAGUAGUGAGAUCAAUCAAUGUGAUCUCACUGAGGAGGAAGGAAUACUACUUCUGUGCAUCAUACGUUCCCAUCUGCCUAUGAUACAUUGGCUAGGAGCAUGGAACACUUCUGUCAACGUCCUGUCUGGGCUGGCCAACAUUCUGUUUGGACUCUGUUGUUUGUGAAUAAUGCUCUUUGUUUGAGGACGCCUGGCCUGGGAUUUGGCCUGUCUAGCCAGGGAAAGAGGGAGAACAUUAACUUAAGUAGAAUAAUAUCCAUCUCCAUUUGCUUAGUUAGCCUGGCCCUCACGUGAAUAAUUUAUUUAAUUUAAUUUAUUUUUAUUACAUUUAUUUGACAAGGACCAUGUACAAUAAAAAACUAACAUAAAUCUACAGAAAUGUGAUGCAUUGUAGAUGUAUUCUUGUUAAUUUCCUUUUCCGUUCUGGGCUGUUUUCUCAGGUGGCCAGGAGGAGCUGGUAAAUCUCUGCUUGUCAGACUGAGGGAGGAUAUGGUGGGGAGGAAUUUCUCAGCCCACACGACGGACCAGGACCGAAACCAGUGAGUGCAAGACAAAGAGCCUCUCAACUUUAUUCUGGAGCUUUUAUUUCCAAUAUGAUCAAAGGCCCCAAUUAAAUUCCCAUCAUCUCAGAAUGUUGAUAAUGCAAUGUUAAGGACGAGGACAGGUGGGUCUGUGUGAAUUUAAAAAGGUUAACACCUCGAUAACGAUAAAGCAUAAACAUUGAUUAUGAGUCGACCUACAGUGGUGUUUUCCUUUAUCUGUCAUUGAAUUUAGGGCCGGGACAAUACCAGUAUCGCAAUACUCGUUAGUAUCGUGGCAAGGAAACAAAACACGAAGCAGAUUUAAUUUCUUUAGGAAAAUAGCCCGAAUGUUGGAAAUAAACAUCAAUAUGUUGUCAUCCAGAGUCACAUUUAUUUAUUUUCCAGGCUAUAGCACACAAUAUUUUACAUACAGCAGGUUUUUAAAGGACCAAAGAGUUUGGCCUCCUUCGUGUUUUCAUUUUUGCCAUGGAAAAAAUAAAUGCGAUACUGGUAUCAGUAACAGCCCUAAUUGAAUUGGAAUCUAUGGUUAUGUGUGCUAAUUACUUGUCACGAUCGUUGAGAGACGGGUCAGACCAAGGUGCAGCGUGACAAGCGUACAUGUUUAUUUCACUCAAUAAACAUAAACAAAACAAGAAACAACGUAAUGUGAAGUCCUAAGGCUAUAGACAUACAAGCCUAACACGGAACAAGAUCCCACAACUAAGGUAGGCAAACAGGCUACUUAAGUAUGAUCCCCAAUCAGAGACAACGAGCGACAGCUGUCUCUGAUUGGGAAUCACACCCGGCCAAACAUAGACACACAACCUAGAACUGAAACAUAGAAAUAGACUAACUAGAACGUAAACAUAGAAUAUAUAACAUAGAAACUCACGCCCUGACCAAACCAACUAAAGACAACAGGCCUCUCACGGCCAGGGCGUGACAUUACUAGGAAAUAACUUGGUAGAGACAAUUGGCACCUAGCGACAGAGUGGUACAUACAUUUUGGUCCCACAAAAAAACUUUUAAAAAACGUAAUGAACCCAAAAUUAAGCGUGUAUACAGUGCAUUGUGAAAGUAUUUCCGACCCCUUCACUUUUUUCACAUUUUGUUACGUUACAGCCUUAUUCUAAAAUUGAAUAAAUAGUUUAUUUUCCUCAUCAGUCUAACCACAAUACCCCAUAAUGACAAAGCAAAAACAGGAUUUUAGAAAUUCUUGCAAAAUAUCACAUUUACGUAAGUAUUCAGACCCUUUACUCAGUACUUUGUUGAAGCACCUUUGGCAGCGAUUACAGCCUCGAGUCUUUUUGGGUAUGACACUACAAGCUUGACACACCUGUAUUUGGGGAGUUUCUCCCAUUCUUCUCUGCAGAUCCUCUCAAGCUGUCAGCUUGGAUGGGGAGCAUCGCUGCACAGCUAUUUUCAGGUCUCUCCAGAGGUGUUAGAUCGGGUUCAAGUCCGGGCUCUGGCUGGGCCACUCAAGGACAUUCAGACACUUGUCCCGAAGCCACUCCUGCGUUGUUUUGGCUGUGUGCUUAGGGUCGUUGUCCUGUUGGAAGCUGAACCUUUGCCCCAGUCUGAGCGCUCUGAAGCAGGUUUUCAUCAAGGAUCUCUCUGUACUUUGCUCCGAUCAUCUUUCGCUCGAUCCUGACUAGUCUCCCAGUCCCUGCCGCUGAAAAACAUCCCCACAGCAUGAGGCUGCCACCACCAUGCUUCACCGUAGGGAUUGUAUUGUCCAGGUGAUGAGCCCUGCCUGGUUUCCGCCAGACGUGAUGCUUAGCAAUCAGGCCAAAGAGUUCAAUCUUGAUUUCAUCAGACCAGAGAAUCGGUGCCUUUUGGAAACUCCAAGCGGGCUGUCAUGUGCCUUUUACUGAGGAGUGCCUUCCAUCUGGCUACUCUACCAUAAAGGCCUGAUUGGUGGAGUGCUGCAGAGAUAGUUGUCCUUCUGGAAGGUUCUCCCAUCUCCACAGAGGAACUCUGGAGCUCUGUCUGAGUGACCAUCGGGUUCUUGGUCACCUCCCUGACCAAGGCCCUUCUCCCCCAAUUGUUUGGCUGGGUGGCCAGCUCUAGGAAGAGUAUUGGUGGUUCCAAACUUCUUCCAUUUAAGAAUGAUGAAGGGCACUGUGUUCUUGGGGACCUACAAUGCUGCAGACAGUUUUUGGUUCCCUUCCCCAGAUCUGUGCCUCGACACAAUCUUGUCUCAGAGCUCUACGGACAAUUCCUUCGACCUCAUGGCUUGGUUUUUGCUGUGACAUGCGCUGUCACCUGUGGGACCUUUUAUAGACAGGUGUGUGCCUUUCCAAAUCAUGUACAAUCAAUUGAAUUUACCACAGGUGGACUCCAAUCAAGUUGUAGAAAAAUCUCAAGGAUGAUCAAUGGAAACAGGAUGCACCUGAGCUCAAUUUCGAGUCUCAUAGCAAAGGGUCUGAAUAGUUAUGUAAAUAAGGUAUUUCUGUUUUUUAUUUUUAAUAAAUUAGCAAACAUUUCAAAACUGUUUUUGGCUUUGUAAUUAUGGGGUAUUGUGUGUAGAUUCCUGAUGAUUGUUAAUUUAUUUAAUCCAUUUUAGAAUAAGGCUGUAACGUAACAAAAUGUGGAAAAAGUGAAGGGGUCUGAAUACUUUCCGAAUGCACUGUAUGUGCUUCAGAAAUCCUCAGGAAAUUUCAUGCUCUUCAUUUUCCAGGUUCCAGGAGAAGAGGCAGAGCCUGCUGGAGAGGCUGUUCCUCAAUCCCAGACCCGAGGCUCCCAGGGACGUGAUGCAAGUGUUGGUCCAGGAAAAGGGGAGGGAGGGAGUUCUUCGACCCACUCCACAACAACCCACUCCCAAACCAGUCGCGACUGGAACGAGCCAAACCACAACCUCGGAGCAGCUCCAAGACUCUGUUCUGAUUUCAGUGGGAGGAGGAGUAGAGGUGGACAGUGAAACUGUGUUUGACUCUACUACUGUAACAGAAACCUCCACCUCUUGCCCGGCCAACGAUGCAGUAGUACAGGACAUCCCUACUACGGGAGAGAGGGUGUUUGUGUUCCGCGCCCCGCUGGAGCACCAGAACACCACGGCGGCCACCAACAGGAAGAGGAAGAAGAGGAACUUCCUUAAUCUGAAGAAGGGAUCGGUGGCCCCCACGGACCAACCCUGA
Coregonus sp. 'balchen' is the source of this 40131-nucleotide messenger RNA. The record is from the annotation of a GenBank genome assembly. NCBI's taxonomy places the organism in Eukaryota, Metazoa, Chordata, Actinopteri, Salmoniformes, Salmonidae.